This is a messenger RNA of Formica exsecta, 1412 nucleotides long. Its product is annotated as protein SPT2 homolog. Gene Ontology annotation, molecular function: histone binding; DNA binding. The annotation marks the transcript as partial. NCBI's taxonomy places the organism in Eukaryota, Metazoa, Arthropoda, Insecta, Hymenoptera, Formicidae. Gene Ontology annotation, biological process: regulation of DNA-templated transcription; nucleosome assembly. The transcript has 4 exons. Gene Ontology annotation, cellular component: nucleolus. The record is from RefSeq and is a predicted model, not a curated record.
AAAAUAUUAUUGUUUACAGGUCCUUCUCAGCCUGAUGAAGAUGAUUAUGGAUACGUAUCGCAAGAAGCUUCUACAUUCUACAAUCAGUUAAUGAACAAAUAUAAUAGUUUACCUCCAGAGAAACCUAUUUUUAAUAAUAAUGAAAAAAGAACAAUAAAGGAUAUUGCAUCUACAAAGGAUAGAGUAAAACAAGCUUUAAAACAGCAAGAACUCGAGGAGAAUAGUGGACAUAGGCGCAAAAAGAAAUCAUUCGCUACAAAUGUAAAAGAAGCUGAAAUUGAUGAAAAAAUGGAGAAGAACAUUGCUGAUAAAAUCAAAGAAGAGGGCAAGGAGGAAAAGCCGAAACCGAAGAGAAAGUCGUUACCACCGCCUAUGGGUUUUGCGGAACUUUUAAAACUUGCGGAGAAAAAACAGCAUGAGCCUGUGAUGGUAGAAGUUAAGCCAAAAGUGGAAGAGGAACGACCAAUGACAAAACGUCAAAAAAUUGAAUAUAUACAGGAAAGAGACAGAAAGGAGCGAGGGAGAAAAGAUUUAGAAACAGAUAAAAAAGUAAACAUUACGAGUGUAUUAAACAAACCUAAUAAAACACAAUUAAAUAAAAUUCCUAAGACUAUUGAAAAAUCUCCUAUCUUAAACUCAAUAUUAAAUAAAAACUCUUCCAAAGCUGCGACAACUAUUUCUAGAAAAAUUAUUGACAAAUCCAAUGAAAAACAUAAUGCGGAAAAAUGUAACUCAAGCAAAACCUCAUCUAAGAACGAAUUAUUAGAAGAACGAAAAAAAUUAGAAGCUGAGAGAAGACAACUGGAAGAAAUGCGACGCGCUAUCGAAGAAGAAAAGAGAAAAUUAGAGCAAAGUAAAAAUAAACGGGAAGAUGUAAAGUCUCACUCUUCUAAUAAAGAAAUGGCUAAAUCCAAAGGCAAUAGUGUAGAUAAGCAAAUAUCCAAAGAUAUAAAAACACGACAAUUUCCACUUUUGGAUUUGAAAUCACACUCGUCGUUAGCUAAUAAUAAAUUAAAACAAAAUCCACCACCUGAUAUAAAAUCCAUUAAAUCUAAAGAAAUUAUUAAAAAACCGCUUACAUCCAACAAACGCCGUAUCUAUGACGAGGACGAAGAUUCAGAUUUAGAUGAUUUCAUAGAUGAUGGAUCAGAUAAUAAUGAGGAAGAUUAUAGUAAACAUAUUAGCGAAAUAUUUGGCUAUGAUAAAAGCAAAUAUAAACAUCUUGAUAAUGAAGAUGACACUGCUAUGGAGAGUAAUUUUGCACAACAACUAAAGGAAGAAUACAUAUCCACCAAAAUAGGAAUUAUGGAAGAUUUAGAAGAUAUGCGUAAGGAAGCAUUAGAGAAAAAGGCAAAAAAUUUUCUUAAAAAGAAGCUUAGAAAAUAGUACAAAAUAUUUUGACUAUAUAUAUA